Messenger RNA from Cladophialophora immunda, 1701 nucleotides. RefSeq lists its product as uncharacterized. Gene Ontology annotation, cellular component: intracellular membrane-bounded organelle. The record is from RefSeq and is a predicted model, not a curated record. Lineage: Eukaryota; Fungi; Ascomycota; Eurotiomycetes; Chaetothyriales; Herpotrichiellaceae. Gene Ontology annotation, biological process: protein transport; vesicle-mediated transport. The coding region runs from base 100 to 681 and encodes 193 amino acids. The transcript is spliced from 2 exons.
GAGGGCGAAAGCGCAGUGUGCGUAUCUCAACAGCAAACUGGUUGGCAUCGCUCUCUCUACCCAGCUUCUGGUGUUCAUGCGAGCACUGUUCCAUUCACGAUGAUCAACGCUGUUCUGGUCUUCAACAAUAACGGCCAACCGAGACUGACAAAGUUCUACUCACAACUAGACACGGCCACACAGCAGUCUCUUCUCUCCCAGAUAUUCACCCUUGUAUCAGCUCGACCAGCUUCUGCCUGUAACUUCCUACCGCUUCCCCCCUUGUUGGCUUCCAGUGGCACGGGCACCAACACUUCACCCGACGCACCGACCCAGAUCACGUAUCGCCAUUAUGCUACCCUCUACUUUAUCUUGAUCUCGACUUCUACCGAGUCUCCUCUAGCGUUGCUCGACUUCAUUCAGGUGUUUGUCGAAGCUCUGGACAGAUUAUUUGAGAAUGUAUGCGAGCUCGACCUGAUUUUCGGGUUCGAGACCUUGCACGCAGUUCUCAGCGAAAUGGUCGUCGGAGGUGUUGUUGUCGAGACCAACCUGGAUAAGAUCGUUGAAGGUGUCAGAACAACCGAGGGAGUCAAGGGGAAGAGGAAAGCCGUCAAUUCCCGUGACUCUACCAGCUCCAUAGGCAGAGGUUCUGGAUUUGCUGGUCUUGGUUGGGCUACUGGUUCGGGAAGCAGCUGGAGAUGAAAAAUAACUCAACCUGAACCCUUCAUGCGCAGGGGCAGGAACUUCGCGUUACGCCGUAUAACCAGUGGCAACAACGGCACCGCCUGGAGGUGGAACAUAUGAACAUAACGGAUUCCCCUGCACUUUGGCCGUGACGGUUGGAUCUAGUCUGACAUAUUCUCAAGAAGAGAACUCUCAGGAUCAGCCAUGUGCCGAAUCUCGUUUGCAGACACCUUAUCAGGCACAUCUAGGCAAAGAUGUUGCGAUGUGGGAAGGGAAGUCCAUGACACGAAUGAACUAUCACAUACGGUUUUGUGUGAUAAAGGUUGAUCACUGGGUAGGACAUUGAAUUGAAGUGUGUGCUGGCACUGAAGCUAUACCCGUUUCUGAACGCAUCGAGGGGUUCGGACCGCUCUAUCAGCUGGGAAAAGGUCACUAUUGAAGCUCGCUAACGAAACGAAAACUACGCCCACCAGGAUAUUCAAUUCUUGUUCGUGUCUCCAAGGUCAACAAAGACCGAAAGCAGGAGAGAAGUCGUGUCAUACCAUGGGCGGCGUCUACAGGAGCAAUCAGAGACACAGUCGAGAGGCCGGGCACCACCAUCACCAGCAAGGGGGGAUCGUUCGGUUUCCUAUUCCCUUGGGUGUUGCCGGCUCGGGACGGAAAGACGAUAGAGGCUCGGGCCAGUGCGCACUGUGGCUCAUGGAUUAACACGAAUUGGUGUGUGUAGGACUUCUCUAUGGAACAGACGCUGUGUGAUGGCACAGUUUGCGGGCACGGUAUUGGUGAGGCUUGCACAGUGAGAUGGCUCUUUCGGACAGAGUACAGUGGUCCUAGCGACGCUGAAAGCAGCUGGAUAUCCGGGGCACAUAAGGCAAGCUGAUGCAGGAUUUCAGGGAUGUGAACCCGAUAGCUUGGAGUUUCCCAGUAAACCGUGGUCUACGGUGUGAUAGAAAUCAUGGGACGAGGUUGGGACCAGAAGCCAACAUUGGAAUGUUUCCGGGCGCUUAAAAAUAGGACGUGAAUGGAGGGCCCAGCCUG